AUGGCUACCGUGGUCGGCACAGGCGGCGUGUGCGACUGUCAGUGCGAGCAGCGGUGCGAGUCGGUGUGCAAAAGAGGCGGUCCGGCGGGGUCUGGGCGGGUGCGGAUGUGGUUCGAGGAGGAGAUUGAGGAAAACCUGAGAUGGGUCUUCGGCGUCACUAACAUCCUCCACACGGGCGUGAGCGAGUUUCAAGACAUCGAGCUUCUGGAGAGCGGGCCCUUCGGCAAGCAGGUGUUGGUGCUGGACGGCAAGCUGCAGAGCGCGGAGGCGGACGAGUUCGUGUACCACGAGUCGCUCGUGCACCCCGCGCUGCUCUACCACCCGCAGCCGAAGCGCGUGUUCAUCAUGGGGGGCGGGGAGGGGUCGACAGCGCGUGAGUGUCUAAAGCACAGCAGCGUGGAGAUGCUCGAGAUGUGCGACAUCGACAAGCGUCAUCCACGCACACUUCAACUCCCAUUUCCUUUCUCGUCCUCCCUCAAUCCGCUACUCCCCUCCCACCCCCCUCCUACCCCCCUCCCAUCCCCCUCCCUCUUCUCACCGCUUCCACCUUUCCCCUCCUCCCUCCGAACCCGUUCGUUCCUGGCCACGAGAGAAUUAGCCGCCCUACCCGUCCAUCCUCGUCUUGUCCUCAUAUUCCCUCUGUUCACCUUUCCUGCCCGUUCACCUGCCCGUUCACCUGCCCGUGCGGAGCCAUGGCAGGAGGUGGUGGAGUUCUGUCGGCGCCAUCUGACCAUCAACCGCGACACCUUUGCGUCGCCGCGCCUCAAGCUCAUUAUCAACGAUGCGCUUGAGGAGCUGCAGAGCCGAACAGCAGAGGAGGGGUACGACGUAAUCAUAGGAGACCUGGCUGACCCAGUGGACGGCGGCCCCUGCUACAAGCUCUACACUAAGUCCUUCUAUACCUCGCUGCUCAAGCCGCGCCUCAACCCAGGCGGCAUUCUCGUCACGCAGGCGGGACCUGCGGGGAUCCUUUCGGCACGGGAGGUUUAUACGCCGAUUUACAACACGCUGCGCCAGGUGUUCAAGUAUGUGGUGCCUUAUGCGGCGCAUGUGCCAUCAUAUGCUGACACAUGGGGAUGGAUCAUGGCGUCAGACACGCCGUUCCCGGAGAUGGCAGCUGCUGACGUGGACGCGAGGAUACAGCAGCGCGUGGACGGUGAGCUGCGCUUCCUGGAUGGUUCCACCAUGCUGGCUGUGGCCUCCCUCAACAAGCACCUGCGCAACCAAUGUGCAAUGGAGACAACAGUGUACACUGAAGACUCCCCACUCUUUAUCCAUGCGCUAGAGUUCAGGUUGUGUUCAAUGUCCAUGCUUGAGUAA
Closterium sp. Naga37s-1 is the source of this 1320-nucleotide messenger RNA. The record is from the annotation of a GenBank genome assembly. NCBI's taxonomy places the organism in Eukaryota, Viridiplantae, Streptophyta, Zygnematophyceae, Desmidiales, Closteriaceae.